CCGGCACUGGGUCAGAGCCGCGGGUGGGCGGUGACAGCCGGGACCCCCCACGGCCGCUCCGGUGGGCUCCAGGGAGGAGGGAGCGGACGGGCAGGGUCGGGAGCUCUGGAAGGGCGGUGAUUUGGGGUCGGGGACUGGGGGCGGACAGGGGGGAGGGGUGCUCAGGGGGAACCGUGGAGGCUUGGCCGGCGCCGGGCAGAGCGGAGCAUCCCCGGACCCGUUCCCCCCCCGUCCCAGAGACCCACCCCCGGCGGCGUGGGGCGAGGGGGGCGCCCCCGCCUUGACGUCAGGAGAAGGGUUUAUAAAGGCGGCGGGCGGCGAGGAGAUCCCCAACGCCGGAGCCGAGCCGCAGCGGAGCCGCCAGCGCCUCCCGCCGCCGCCUCCCGCGCCCGACCCGCCGGCGAGAUGCUGUCGUGCCGCCUCCAGUGCGCCCUGGCCCUGCUCUCCAUCGCCCUGGCCCUCGGCACCGUCUCGGCCGCCCCCUCGGACCCGCGGCUCCGGCAGUUCCUGCAGAAGUCGCUGGCCGCCGCCGCCGGGAAGCAGGAACUGGCCAAGUACUUUUUGGCAGAACUGCUUUCAGAGCCAAGUCAGACAGAAAAUGAAGCCCUGGAGUCUGAGGACUUGUCCCGAGGGGCUGAGCAGGAUGAAGUGAGACUGGAGCUGGAGCGCUCGGCUAACUCAAAUCCCGCUCUGGCACCCCGGGAACGCAAAGCAGGCUGCAAGAACUUCUUCUGGAAAACUUUCACAUCCUGUUAGCUUUUGAAAUCCACCUCUCCUCCCCAUCCAUCCCUGCCCUGCCCUGAGCAGAACCUUCACCACAAGAGGCGAAGACUGUAAAUACACAAUCCACAGUUAUCGUGAAAUUAAACAAACAAGGAAAAUUUGAGUUUGAUUUCCACUUGUUUUAAUAAAACUUUCUGUUCCAAUUGUA
Messenger RNA from Onychostruthus taczanowskii (white-rumped snowfinch), 931 nucleotides. RefSeq names its product somatostatin (gene SST). Bases 406 to 756 code for a protein of 116 amino acids. Gene Ontology annotation, biological process: regulation of cell migration. Gene Ontology annotation, cellular component: extracellular region. The transcript has 2 exons. Gene Ontology annotation, molecular function: hormone activity. Lineage: Eukaryota; Metazoa; Chordata; Aves; Passeriformes; Passeridae. The record is from RefSeq and is a predicted model, not a curated record.